UUUUAGGACACCACUUGGGAGGAGCUGAGGGAGGGUAUUUCAUAAAUACCUUGCUGAUUUCUGCCCACAUCUAGCUGGAACUUUGCACCUUGCCUGCAGCCUGGUCGCAGAGAGGAUGACGAACAGUUCCCACACUAUGAAGACCGGUGUGCUCAUCCUGCUAGUGAGCCUACUGUGUGCAGAGAAAGCUCAGGGAUUGCACUGCUACGAGUGCUUAGGGAUCUCAUCUGAGUCCUCUUGUCAACCAACCACCUGCCCCUACACUAAUGGUGUCUGCGUUACUCAGGAGGUGGAAUUCACUAUGGGAUCUCAGAAAGUGACAAGCAAGUACUGCCUUCCCACCUGCCCUGAUAAGAAUCUUCUUCCUGGAUCUCUGGAAUUCCUGGGUAUCACCGUCAAGAUUUCCUGCUGUAACACAGACCUCUGCAAUGCAGCAGGUGCCACUGGGGGCAGCAUCUGGACCCUGGCAGGGGUGCUUCUGUUCAGCCUGGGGUCGGUCCUCCUGCAGGCUUGGUUGUGAUGGUCCUUCCUGCCAUUCCCGUCCUCAUCUUCCUAUCCCCGUGUGUGAUCACUCCUUCCUGGAGCCCUCUCAUGAUGAAU
Myodes glareolus (Bank vole) is the source of this 600-nucleotide messenger RNA. The record is from RefSeq and is a predicted model, not a curated record. NCBI's taxonomy places the organism in Eukaryota, Metazoa, Chordata, Mammalia, Rodentia, Cricetidae.